Messenger RNA from Zeugodacus cucurbitae (melon fly), 17391 nucleotides. Its product is annotated as cationic amino acid transporter 2. Lineage: Eukaryota; Metazoa; Arthropoda; Insecta; Diptera; Tephritidae. Gene Ontology annotation, molecular function: amino acid transmembrane transporter activity. Gene Ontology annotation, cellular component: plasma membrane. The transcript is spliced from 10 exons. The coding region runs from base 1345 to 3174 and encodes 609 amino acids. The record is from RefSeq and is a predicted model, not a curated record. Gene Ontology annotation, biological process: transmembrane transport; amino acid transport.
AAUCGCAGCGCUUGAAAGUCUCAAAAGUGACGGUAUCGGUAUCGAACUUGCCGGCUAUAACACCUUCAUGGCCGUAAAUUCUCUCAAGACGUACGCUUAUCUCAGUAAUCGAAAUUCAUUAUCGUUUCCAGCAGCUUCGUCGUUUCCAGCGUCGCCAUUACGAGCAGCUUUAACUCGGUUAGUCACUGCCUACGCGCGGAUAUCGUACUGAUAGUGCUCGCUCGAGAUAGGGAUUAUUUGUAUUAGUUCAUUCUUCUUGCUGCUCUCCAUUCUGGCUGCAAUUAGCCGAUUUUCGCGAACUGGAACUGAAACUGAAACUGAAACUGUGUGACUAUCAUAAAGCUGAAAUGUAAAUAUCUUCUGUUCGUACAUACAAAGAAAUCGAAUGGCGUGUUCGCGUGUGUUUGAAUGUGUGUUUCAAGUGAAUAUGUGUGCAUAGAGACACAUACAAGCAUACGAGUGCCCAUAUAAGUGACUGUGCAGAAAAAUAGACCGAGAAUGUGGUAUGAACGCGAGUUUAUCCUUAUCUCCGUUAUCAGGCCGAAGUGAGAUUGCGGCAAUUGGUGUUUGUAGUUGUUGUGUUUACUGAAAGUUUUGCAGAUGUACAAAUGUGUUUACGUAGUUCGUCUGAGCAUUGUUCACUCCAUUUGAUUGUAACUUCGCCGCGGACUGCGGUAAGUGAGGCUGAGUUCGUAAUUGAUGCGUAAGUCGAUACGUUGCCAGCGCUCGGAACUUGUAGCCCGCCAGCGUGAACACGUCGUGUGACAGUGACAGUUGAGACGGGGACGUCGACGGCAGCGGUAACAAGUGCAAAAUCGGCAACAGGUUGCCAAUUACGUCUGAGCUGAGGCCAAAAGUGUCACAGUGCUGAGAGUUUACAAGAAACGCAUUUCUUUGACGCGGUGCACAAAUUAAAAAAUUUAAUUUAAUUGAAAAUAUUUCCUUUUAUUUUGUCGUUUGUGAAAGAGUGCGAAGUGAGAAGCAAAAACGGCGUAUUUUUGCGACUUUUUAUCCAUCUUUUAUAUACAUGAAGUUAAAUAAGAUAAUGUGAUAAGAGACAUUUAAUGAAAACUUGUUGUUGAGCGCAGACGCCAGUGUUUCACCAACUAAAUACACAAAACUGCAUGAAUAUCUCUCGGUAAAUGAACAGAACAUCAAAAAUAAAUUAUUAAUGAAAAAUAUAUACCUCAGUCUUCAAUCUACGUAAGUUAUCAGGACACAAGAGCUGGAAGAAAAUAUUAAAAAGAGGUCCCUAGGAAUUAGCUCACACUAAAAGUAAUUUUACACCAAUUUGGAACACAUUCGUCAACUUCUCGUAUAGAGCUGUUUCGAACCAGUAAGAAAAUGGCGCCGCAAACAACAUAUUGGAAAGUGUUAACGCGCCGGAAAGUUUUGCCCAAUGAGGGGACAGAGAGUGAUACGAAGCUGAAUCGUGUGCUCGGCUUGUUCGAUCUGACCGCUUUGGGCGUUGGUUCGACUUUGGGCGCCGGCGUUUAUGUGUUGGCCGGUCAAAUAGCACGCGAUCAAGCGGGCCCCUCAGUGAUGCUGUCCUUCGCCAUCGCAGCACUGGCAUCCUUACUAGCAGGAAUUUGUUAUGCAGAGUUUGGCGCGCGCGUGCCCAAAGCAGGUUCGGCCUAUGUCUACAGCUAUGUUUGCAUUGGCGAGUUCGCCGCCUUCGUCAUUGGUUGGAAUCUGAUGUUAGAGUAUAUUAUUGGCACCGCCAGUGUUUGUCGUGGCAUUAGUCUCUAUUUGGAUACACUGAUCAACGAUACGCUCAAGAACACCUUUGCCGAGAUAGCGCCAAUGAAUGUUAGUUUCCUCGGAAGCUAUUUCGAUUUCUUUGCUUUCGGGCUGGUCAUCGUAUUCGGUGUUGCUUUGGCCUUUGGCGUGGAAACUUCGGCUCUGGCGAAUAAUUUCUGUACUAGUCUCAACAUUUUCAUAUUAUUAUUUGUGAUAAUUUUUGGUGCAAUCAAAGCAAAUUUCGACAACUGGUCGAUUGAUCCUCAAACUGUCAACGCCACCGUCACAACGAGCAACAUAGGCGCCGGUGGUUUCUUUCCAUUUGGCUUUGCAGGCACGCUUAAGGGCGCCGCCACUUGCUUUUUCGGCUUUGUUGGGUUCGACUGCAUCGCAACUACUGGCGAAGAGGUGCGAAAUCCGCGACGCAACAUACCACGCUCCAUUUUACUCUCACUGCUGAUCAUAUUCCUUUGCUAUUUCGGCGUCUCAACAGUACUCACACUGAUGGUGCCGUACUACGAGCAGGAUCCCAACGCACCACUGCCUUUCGCUUUCAAACAAGUCGGCUGGACCUUUGCCAUGUGGGUAGUGGCCAUUGGAGGGCUUAUUGGUUUAUUAGCCAGCUUAUUUGGUGCUUUGUUCCCAUUGCCGCGGGUCAUGUACUCCAUGGCAGAGGAUGGUUUACUCUUUCGAUUUUUGGGAAAGAUCAGUCCACGCUUUCGCGUGCCGGUCGGCGGUUCAAUCUGUGCCGCCAUGUUCACUUCUCUAAUGGCGGGAUUGUUCGACCUACAGCAACUAGUUAGCCUACUGUCAAUAGGCACAUUGCUGGCUUAUAGCGUGGUAGCCAUUUCAAUUACCAUACUUAGGUACAUGGAGUCGGCUGAUUGUUCGGAUUGUGAAAGCGGUAAUCAACCGUUAACCGAAAACUCUAUGCUCACUUCAUCGGGGACACGUGUCACCUCUAAGGCUGUAUUGCAGCAAAUGUUCAAUUUCAAACGCCUGGACACACCCAACUCUCUCUCCACUCGGAUCGUUGGAACUUUGAUUUCAGUAUUUUGUCUCCUUUCAUUAUUUAUCGGUCUAAUAUUCAAAGAAGCUUACGAUGCUUUGCUCGAAAACCAAUUAUGGGUACUUGUUCUACUACCAAUUUUAGUGCUACUCGCCUUACUGACCCUGGUCAUGAUUUGUCUUCAACCACGCGAACCAAUAAUAAAAACUUUCCGCGUUCCCAUAGUUCCGAUUUUACCAGCCAUCAGCGUGUUCAUUAACAUCUACCUAAUGUUGCAGCUGGAUGUGAUGACUUGGAUACGAUUCGGUAUAUGGAUGUUGAUUGGCUUGUCAAUAUACUUUUUCUAUGGACUACCAAAUAGUUUAAGACAGUUAAAGAGGCAGCGUAAUGGUUGGCAAAAAUUGAAAUACAGUAACUCGCUCUAAUCAUAAGUACACCAACAACAAAUUAAUAGUAUCUUCAUGUGUACGAGUAUAUGAAGAAUACGCAUUAAUUAUGUAGAGCUAAUAAAUAUAAAGAAAUAUGUAUUUUUAUACAAUUUUAAUGAAUAGUUAAUGAAAAGAGGUUAGCAGUAAUUUAGUAAUUAAGUAAGUACUAUGUAGCAUAUGCUAAAAUAGAAGCAAAGAAUUGAGCUCUAACUCUAUAUAUUGUACAUGUUAGUAAGGCAUAAGCAGUAUAUAAUAUAACCAGGGCCACACACCAAAGACCACAGAUAACUCCGAUUAUUCGAGAACAAAACUAUACUUUUAUCGAAAAUGUAAAAUUAAAUGUCUAAGCAUUUAAUGAAAACUAGAUUUCUAUUUCUAAUUAAUCAAAUUCAAUUAUUCCUAUCAAAAAUAUAUUUUAACUCAUUGUAAUUUACGAGAAUAAACGACUACGGAAUAUGAAAAAAAGAAAAGUUUUUUUCAAUUUGUUUGGCAACUGAAAGCUUUGUCUAAUUAGACUCUGUGGCUUUUAGUCUUUUGAAUCACACGUAAAACUGGAAUUUGGUCUCACUUAUGGUAGAUUAUGAUAGACAGGCAUACAACUUACCACUCGACAGGCAAUUUUCGACUUUCUUCGUGUGCAUCAACCACAUAAAAAUUUUUUCGAUUUCUCUUAAGACCCCAAUGACCUGGGAUAUCUUACUUGAUGAAUAGAUUUUGCACCACAAAAGUUACAGAAGUUUGGGGUUCUUAACUUCUAUAAGAGUUCACAACAAAUUUGUGUGCAAUUGCGACGAAUUGCUUUCAUUUCGAAAAAAGUGUUGCAUUUGUACAAUCUAAGAACUAUUUAUUAAUCAAUCAUAUUUAUUUACAUAUUUAGGACUAUACUAAGUAAAUUUAGAAACGCGAUAUACAGGAGCUUAAUACUCAUUCUUCUAUAAAUUCUAAAAAUAUUUUAAUACAACGAAUUUGAACAAAUUGGCUUCUGAAGGCUUUGCAUCCACAUUCGAUUCUUCUAUUGCAACGCACUCUGCGGUGGGGUCAGCGGUGUCCAGGUUCCGCUCGUCGUAUGUUGAGUGGCUGUGGCAACGGCAGCUUCGGCCGCAGUUGCAACCACGGCGCCACGUUCGUGACUUGGCGCGACCACACUCUCUAGCGUUUCCAAUUUUACGGCGACGGACGGUGAAUGUUCCUUCAAAUUGGUGCAUUCCAAUGUUAGCACCGAGGUGCCAGCGCCAUCGCUGGUAGCCUGUUGUGGUGACUUGUAAAUGGCGGCCUGCGGAUCUUCGAACGGUUUAGGAACUUCGACGGGUUCUAGCGGAUGUGUGGUGUAGCUGCUGGUGCAUAAGACAAAUCGGUGGAAGGCGAGGAUGUGAGGUUAUGGGUGGGUGGGGAGGAGGAUAUCAAUAAAAACUACAUUCAAUGAAAUUAGUUCAAAAUCGAGGUAAUAGCUGUUUUCUUUUCUAUUUUGAAUUUUUCAUUUGGAAAGUACUAUUCAUGAAAGUUCUUGCUUUGAAAUCAUAUGGAUCUCUCCUAAUGUGCGGUACUUUUCAAAGGGUAAAAUUCGAAAUAUUUGAGCGUUUAUGCGUUAUAGGCGAUAAUGAACUUACCCUAAAUCCGAGACUAACGGUAUAUAUUCCGGCUGGUAGCCAUAGGCCGCAUUCUGAUAUAAGCCAUAGUCCGCUCCACCGCCAUUAUGCCACGAGCUGCCGGCAUAGCUCAAUGCCGUUGGUGCAUUCAGCACGUUUGUAUACAACUGAUGGGGUGGUGAUGUGGGCGUGGGAUGAUAGACCUGAUGUGUUGGCGGUGCGGCGUACGACUGUGUAGGCGCGGCGCUUUGAUACAUAUCCGCGGCAUGUGCCGCUGCCGCCGCCGUUUGUGCAACAUUGUACUGAUGAGAGGGAUGCGAAGUGAGAUGGUGAAUGGUGUAACCAGGCGACGGGCUCGUGUAGUUGGGUGAACCACCGUUGGUAGGAGAUGGUGAAUUAUGUGCAGCUUAAUGAAUGAAAAAAAAGUAAACACCUGUUAAAUAUUCGUCUUAUGCAUAACCAAUGCAUUACUACUCACACAUCGAUCGGGCAACACUGCCGCUGCCGUUGCUGUUGUUUUGAGUGACAUUCACCGGCACGGCUGUGGGAGGCACAGCUGGCACCGCCGACGGUGUUCCCCAGUAACCGCUAUUGCUUUGCCAACUGCCAGCAUAUGAGAACAUCGAAGAGCUCGGCUCCACCGGCAUAAAACUAGACUGCGUAUAGGAACUGGUAAAUCCCGGAAACGAACUGACGGCAUUUGCGGAGCUAGUCAAGCCCGCAUUGCUGGCACCAGCACCCAUGUUGGUGGUGUGUGUGGACUGCAUGCUAGUCGGUGUGUGCGGAGCCGAUGGUGGCUGCUGUGGCGGCGAUGCACUGCCAGUGCUGCCAUUAAUCACGCCCGCACCCACCGGACCCGGGGAGCUCGUGCCAGGUGUGCUCGAGGCUAGACGCGGACGUGCGUAUGGUGAGACGCGUGUACUAUGUGUGGCCAUGCCGCGGGUGUUGAGCGCGCGUCCAUAGCGAUCACAACUCAUACCCAAUGACGAGUUCGACACCGCCAAGCUUGGUGGCGGGGGGGGAGGUGCCUGCGCAACGCUGGUGUAAUGGGUUGGGGGCGGUAUUAGCCAACCGUAUGGUGCCUCAUGUGAAUACAAUGUAUCGGGACGCUCCUUUGUGCAAGAUCGUGUGUUUUUGUUAGAAAAUUAUAAUUAUCAACCGGCAAUGUGACAUUGAACUCACCUUGGCAUCCAGAAAAGCCUUUGCAAAUGGAUUGUAUUUGAUUUUCAAUGAAGUAACCUCUUCAUUUUGAUAAGCGGUAACAGCAAUGAACUGUGUCUCUGGAAACGCAUAUGUGACCACGUGACGCUGCUCGGAACCCACGCGUACCAAAUGCACACGCGGCUCGUACUUGUGCAACGAAUUCAACAUAAUCUGUCCAUUCCCAUUGGUUUUGUUCGUUAAUUUCACCUUGGCAAACGAAAUGGGCUCCUUCAUCCAGUGUGCUCCGAAGUUCGGUGACUCGGGAUGCACAUAGAUGGGGUUUGCGGGUGGGACCUCUGCCUUGCCGCCGGGUACCUGAAGAAAAUCCGCAUGACACUGCAUAAAUUAUAAUUUGAAAUCAGAUUGUAUUUUAGUAGCUGGACUCACCCACUCGCCGUUGACAUACUUCCAGCGAUGUGUGUCCACCUGCACGAACUCUAGCAAAACCGUAUACAUGGCAGCUGGAUCCAGACCGGAAGUGCUAAUCUUCACCACCGGAAACAUGCGCCUGAAAGAGUAAGUACAUGUUUGAGAAUAGAGUCUCAAUCCAUUUCAAUUCCCCUCUCCCCCUUUUUGUUUUUCAAACAAAAAUUUUCCAGCUGGUUACUCGCAAGUCAGCCCUAUUCGUUUCGUUCAAUAAUUAAACUAGAUUUAUUUUUACAAAUUCUAUUUGUAAAAGUUAGAUGAUGAAUAUCGCACCUCGUGCAAAACGUUAACUGUUAAUUAGGAGCAUCGUAAAACUUAUUUUUUUUCAUAUCCAAACAAAUAAAUGGAAAAACAGCCAAACUAUAAUGAAACUAUAUUAUCGAACUCAUUGCCAAUUAACGCGUAGCAAUAGCACAGGAGUGUACGCGUGCUAUAUGUAUUUACUACAACAAAAACCACAGCGAUAAAUGUUUACCAUUUUAACACAACAAUUUUGUGAAGUAAUGCUGAGUAAUCCAAAAACUCUCUCUCUACUCUGUGACCAACUCACCUGCCAUUCUUCGUAACGAUCAUCUCGUUGGUGAGAUUCUGAAAGCGCAGCCACAAUUCACGGUCAUCGAGACUGACAUGCAGAUUCCUCUCCAUGCCCGGGCUGCGGUUCGCCGCAAGCGAUCCUCCGAGUUGGUUCAUGCUGCCGCCCAUGCCGCUGGCGACCCCAGCAUUGACCCCGUUGCCGCCGCCACUGCUGUUGACAGUCAUGUUAUGAUGCGUGUGAUGCGGUGAAUGUGCCUCCGAAUGGCCGCCGUUGGUGUUGUUUGUGCCAUUGUGAAGUGUGCUCCCAACUCCACCGUUGUCUGCCAUGUUAUUGGUGUUGUUAUUGCUAUUACUAUGGUUUCCAGAACCGUUCAUGCCAGAAGGAUCGGCUGCUGAUAAAAUAUGAGAAGUGGUCAUUGUGUCUGAAAAAUAAGUACAAGUUAGAUCUUUAGUCAAUUUGGUCGAGAUUCAUCAGGUAAGAGUUAAACACAUAAUUUCCGAUAACAACAGCUAUAUUGAUUUUUAACAACGGACCUUCAAAGACGUUCAAAUGAACAGAUAUUAUAAAAAACAACAAUUCUUCCAGUUGACAAUUGUUGUCUCCGUUAUGAUGCUUUAACACUUUAAGAAAUAUCUGUUGAAUAUGUGUGAUAUAUAACCUCGACUUAUUCGACUCGGCAGUAUUCUAAUUAGUCGGAGCUACAAAGCGGAGCAUUGAUAUUAAAAUACAAAACACUUUGUCAAGCUUCAAAAUCAAAAUUUUAUUAUUUUAUAACAUUAAUUUAUCAUAAGUAUUAAAACUAAUAAACGUAAAAGCAGACGUAAGGGAGGCAAAAAUGAGACCACUACAGAUCAGAUCAAACCGAAGCAAGCAAAAGCGCUGUGACUUUGGUGAUAAAAGUUUUCAAAUUACUUUGAUUGAAGGUUAAGCUGAUUGAUUACAAUAGCAUUUUCGGUUUCAACAACUUCAAAUUGAUGCGAGCAUUACAAUGCCCAUGACUUCAUUAUGCAACAUUUCAUUUAUUCACACACACACUCGCCCGAACGAAUGGACUAUGAAAGUAUAAAGAUAUUCAUAUAAAUUUUUUAAGGUCCGUGGUGUAUGGACGCACUUGUAUGGAUCCGAAAACGUUUGUCGGCUUUUGAGUUUUAUUGCAUGCACUGGCCGGCCCUUCAAGCUCUGAGAACCGCAGCAGAAGGUGCACCACGAAAUGCCGGCGGCUGCCGCGAUAACAAAGAACAAUACGCUCGCAGUUGUUGUUGCUACGCGUCGAAUGACCACUAAGAUGGCACGUUAUAAAAGGAGCACUUAUGUUCACAAAAAAAAAAAAAAAACAAAAAAAAAUAUUCUUCCCACAACACAAUCAAUCAGACCUUUAUAAGCAUUUGCGUCGGCCAUUUAUGAUGCCUACGUUGGUGUUGUUGUUGUUGCUGCCAUUUCAUUAAUGUAACUUCUUUUUUAUUUGAACUCCGCCUGCCUUCUUCCAGCUGCAUGGCUGUAGAAGCUGCUGCUGCUGCUGCCGCCGCCCUCAGUUGCCCAUGGUGCUUGGAAGUGGCCCGAACGAACGGCUGCUCUGCAUACCAAAAUACCAAAGUGAUGUCUAAAUCUUUUUCUGCAUUCACGGCACUCAACACGACUUGGGCACUGCUUUCAGCAGACAGUCGAUGACGAACUGCCGCAAAUGUCAUAAAUUAACAAAAUGUAUUAAUAGUUUUGUUUAUUUUUAUGAUCGUCCAAAUUGGUGCUUUGCCGACAUUUUAUUGAUGCUUCUGUUAUUGUUUUUGCAGUUGUUGGUGUUGUUAUUGGUGUGCUGCCGCUGGACACUCCGUAGCGCUGCUUGAUUUUAUCACGCCGAGAGCAUGUAGAUAUGUACUUUCGUGUUGUUGUAGUCAACGCUUCCCGUUGGACAAACGAUUUUUAUUUGAUUUUAUGGCACCUUUUUGUUUUUAUUUCUUCAUUUUAUAUUUGUAUUGAUACUGAUUGAAUUGUUUUUGACGUUUUUUAUUCUUGAAUUAUGGAAUACGUUUGCUUAAAGGUACUUUGUAGAAAAGACGCUUGCUUACUUCAUCUAUUCUCAGGCAUCAUGCAGGCGGGGGCUAACCAUUUCAGCUACUUUUGCAGGUCCACACAUUUACUCGUCCGUGUAGUUCUCGGAAUUCGUACAAGGCACUGGCGCACAAAUCGUGAGUUUCAAUUUUGUACCGUAACUAGUUUUAACUUGAGCAGCCGAGUUUGUGGCGGUAGUACGCGGUGCAAGCCAAAUAGAAGAGGCGAUAAAAGACGUUUGAUUGAGUAGGAGAUGAUCAAACAAAAGACUUAAGCGACGAACUUGUCACGCUUGUGACUAUUUAGACAGUACUUCUUCUGCUACUAAAUUCAGUGGCUUUCUCUUAAUAAAUUUGGACUUUUACGUUAUUGAGUUCAGCUAAUAAAAAUAGUGAGUAACAGAAUGCAUCAGUUACCAAAAGUAUUUUGAUAUAUAUUUUUAGAUUUGCAUUGGUAGAUAUAAGCAAGGCUUGGAAUGCUUUCGAAGUUGCUUUCAAAUAUAUAUUUUACUCUUUUCGAUAAGGCAACCAACUAAGUUUUCUUGUACUUUUAUUGAAGCUAAUGCAUUACUUUACACAUUAUAAGUACAAACGAUUUGUCUAUUUACAAAGUCUACACAUAUUAUAUACAUAUACAUACAUAUACACGAGUAUAUUCACGCAUAACCGAGCCUGGCAACAAGGCAAAUGUAAAUGUUUGCUCUCACCGUUGGAAAUAGGCACAAAACAAAAAGAAGAAUAGAGUAAAUAUAAAUACAAAAAUAAAGUGAAUGAAAACAAACAACAAUGGAGUACCAUAUGACCGCCAUAUUGGUGUGGCAUCUACCUUCUUCCAUAAGCAAAUAGAAAUGUAUGCGAGUCUGAGUGUGUGUGUGUGUGUGUAUGUAUGCGCAGCAUGAUCUCUCGACUUACUUGUAUUUUAUUUACUUAAUGAAACUUUUAACAUUUUCCUACUCCGUUUGCAUGUAUCACAUGCUGCUACGCCUCAUCGCCUCCUCACCUCCAUCACCGCUUAAUAGCAUGUUUGUGCGCUAUUCGAAAUUCAUUUGAACAAUUUAAAAUUUUAAUACAAUAUUUACACUAAAAUCGAGCCAAUACAAAAAGCCACAAACAGACUUAUGUACUACAUGUAGAUGUUUAUACAUGUGCAUGUAUGGAUGUGUGUAGACACUGAAUGGAAGACUCACAAAAUGGUCGAAAGCCUUUUGACUUGCUCGCAUUAUUUGCACACUUUAACUGGAUGGAUGAUAGUCUAAGGAAUAAAAAGUGGGCUUAUUUAAGCUCAAAAGGUAAAACCUCCACAUAUUUUAAGUUAAGAUUAUUUUCAAAAGUUUAGUUGUAAGUGUGUAUAAAUGCAAUAUGUAUGUAAGCUGGAUAUCACAAAAUUUCUUCGUUUCGAAGUUGUUGUUAUCCGAUGAUACGGUUAUUUAUCGCAUAUUUCACUUAAUAUGAGCCAGUUUCUGCUGUGAGGUAUAUAAAAAUCAACACUUCGGUUGCCAUAAAAUGAAAGUGUGUAGUUAAAAACAAUAAAAGUUUAAAUAUAUUAAAUUACAUUUCGUGCAGCACGUGUACAUCGAGUUCACUUACAUCUACACUUAAUUAAUUGUUGAUUUUGAUUAGCACCUUUGAUUCUAACAGAUCGACAUGCGCUCACUUGGUUAGCAAAAAACAAAUUAUUUUAUAAAUAUUUUGAAGAUGCCGAACAAAAUAACUUUUAUGUUUAAAUUUUUUUUCUCUUUUUGUUCUUGAACUUAUUCUUAUACUCGAUCCACACUUGAACUAUUAAUAGUUAUGCAUAAAAAUGCUUUAAUCACAAUCGCGUAUGUCACAGUGUUUACUUUUAUCAUUGUUAUGAUUAUCAGCUUAUCAGCCGGCUUUGUUAUUUCACGUGCUGCGACAUUUUGUUCAUAUUUACAUUGUUGUUUCCGUUGGUAUGUGAAUUAAAUGAAAUUGUCAAAUUUCACACUUUCAACGCGAUUAACCACCGGCACUGCCCCAAUCGCAUACAACUUCCGUCGCCAAGCUGCUAAUCAUCGCUUCCAAUUCCAAUUAGCUUGAAUGGUCCGGCUGCCCGGCAGUCAGCAGACAAAAAAUUUGCCAACACAAGCGCUAACGCCCACACAUCGGAUCUGUGAGCUUUUAAGUGUACAUGUGUUUCAAAAGGAGUUUCACACUGGCACGCCAAAGUCAUCAUCAGUCUAAAUAAUUUCCGAGCUCUUUAAUCGUGUGCCAUUCACACACAAAAUCGAAGGCCAGGGUGGAAGGGUGCGCACCGAUGUCCAAACUAACUGUUAUGAUAAACAAAUCGCAUAGUAUUUCCUUUGGCAGAUUCAGCUAAUUGCCGAACGCACUUUUCAUAGCCAAUGAACCCGAUGGACGGCUCCAAACCAGCCCCUUUACCGUCAGUUACUAAAACUUUGUACAAACUGCAAUUAAUUAGUAUCCAUUUGUCAAGUAUGUACGCGCCGUCUUUAUGGUCGGCAGUGACAUAGCGGAUCAGCGGCUUUCCCUCCGCCAAAGCUGCGUCGCCGUGUGGUGGUGAAUCCCUUAAACACACACUUCUGCUUUUUGGCGACUCUUUCGUGUACAUAUACAUACUUAUAUAUUACUAUAACAUGGAAACACAUACACACACAUAUACUGGUAUACAUACUGACGACCAGCUUUAUUUAAUAGGAUAAUUUUCACAUUGGUCGUAAUUACUUUGCUGGCUGAAUAUAGCGAACUUGGCCUUUCUUCCUCGGCUUCUCGCACUUUUUAUUAACGUGUUAUAAUUUUUUUCGUCGUCGUUAACUGUUGUUGUUGUUGGCUUGUUGUACGAUUAUUGUUCGGUUAUUGUAUUUGCCAUUGUAUACAAUUGAUUAGUGUCAGCUUAUUAAAAUACCAUUUUUUGUCAUUUAACAUGCGGUUAUUUGCUCUUGUCUGCGACAAGCUGGCAAAUUUUUAUAACUUUACUAAUUUGCGUGUGAAAAUCUCAAACUAGACACAGCGGCAGCGCCUAGGCCAAUAUUGCGCUUUUAAUAUAUUGUGAUCUUAUGCGAACUGGAGAAAAGAAAAUGAACAGAUUCACAAAGAUAAGAAUCUGCGCAUCUAGAACUGUAUAGUAUCAUACAAAAACGCCUUAAAAAACCAAGACGCCUGCUUCUUUGAUAAGGAUAUGUAGAAACGUUGCUGCUGUUAAGAUGUUUUCUUAGUUCAAAUGCUCAAACUGAACCUACUUAUCGCAGAUGAUGGCUUUAGAACACAAAUUGUGCCACAAAGAGUAUAUGUAUAAGAAGCUGGAGAACCUAGCUAUUCUGCUGACCCAAAAAUGUAUACAACCAAGAUGAAAGUGAUACGAACUGACCAACCAAUUUAAUAAAAAAAAUCAUGAACAACAAAAAAAUGUUGGAACUUUUCAUAAAUAAGAAUUACAGUAACGAGUUCGACGCUUGAGAAUUCUUAUAUAAGCUUUUCGCAAUGUGUAUCAAAAUGUGGACUAAAAAGAUUGGUUUGCUUAAACUUACCAAAAAAAAUGUGCUUGAACAAUCGUACGCCCUUUUGCUUCCUCCACCCCAAAGGAAUAUCAGACGUCCUCUCUAAAGUUGUAUAUCCUGGUUAUUAUUCAGCAAAAACUAUAUUUUGUACACACUUUCUAAUAAAUAUGAGAAAACACUCGUCACUUAUUUCACCUGAUUUACUGUAUACGGUUAAGUACUUUCUUAUUUGGUCAAUAAAUAUUCUUUCAGAGUACUUUCAGUAACUUCACCACGCUUGUUUCUAUUGUUUUGUAUAUAAUUCGGCUGUUUUUCGAUGUCGUCUUUUUGUGUGCCUAUUUAGCUCAUUUUGAUCACUUUGCGGUCACCUUUGCGUUCGCGAUCGCAUUCGCGUUAUUCGCACAACUUUUUUUUCGGACUUCACACCCGUUUGCGCACUACCAAGCUAAUGAUCGGUGCUAAUUUUUUCAGCCAUCACAAACGUCCGUCUUCAGCGUUUCAGAUACAAUCGUUGUCGUUAGCUGAUCGGUCGGUCGGUCAAAUGUCCAUUCGGUUGUCGUCGCCUCUAUGUGUAUUUGUUGUCAUUUGUAUAGACUACUUUUGAUUUUUGUUUUUGUUGUUAUUCUUCAUAUUGAUAUUCACAUACAACAUACAGCACACUUUGUUUUUCUGCUAUCUUUCCUUCUUUGGCAUCAGCAUGCUAGGCUUGAAGCCCACCCUUUCGCUUGAGCAGCCAGCUCAGUCGCACACAUUGACGUUCCCACUCACACUUGCUGCAAGCGUUGCUCAGAGCCACACCUUCAUUGCACAAACAGCCAUGUUCAGCAGGUCAGAGCGUCCACCGGCGUACCUGUUUCGAAUGCUCGGCGCUGGACAACCUCACUUACGGUACCCGCACACCAGAGCAAAACGUAAAACGCUCACAUGUGGACGUCGCUGUGAAUGUGCGUGCGCUCAUUGGGCUGCAGUUGUUUGUAUCGCGACUUUUGUUGAUUUGUCAGAUUCAUCAAGCAGAGAUCAAUCACCAUUCGGGAGCUUUGAUAUCUUGUCAUCCCAUAUUGAUAUGGCAACUAAUUUUUUCGGCUCAGCGAUAGAAAUUGUUUUGAAUGUUUUGAACUUAGAGAAUUAGUGAUUAACAUCAAGUUUAGAGAAGGACUCAUGUUUGUCCAUCUUUAUUAAAAAGAAUAUCUUCAAGAUUAUACUUAAAUAAUGCUUUUUAUUCGCUACUUGUUGCCUUUCUUGGAAUGAGAGAUUCCCCAAUAUUAGUCUUAUCUCUUCUCACCACGCUCAAUUCAUGAUUUAUGUCAAUCUAAAUCAAAAGUACUGUGGCUGGACAUUUUUUCGCCCUUGGGACUCCACGGAUGUCCAUCCAUGUGAGGAUCCAUUGAAAAUAAUAAUAAUAUAUAUAAAUAUUUUUUUGGAGUCAAGAAUAUAUUCGAGUUCUACCUCUGUUGGGUAUUAGAAGAGAUCAGAAAGGAGGCUUGGAAGGUUUUCCAAGGAGCCAACUUUUCAAUUUUUUAAAGCAAGGUUUAAUCCUUCCAUAUUCAAUUCUUACUUACAAUAACACAACAGUUAUGGAUUGUUUUUUUUUGUGUAUUUAUUUCGUGUUGCCAUAUUUUUAAUAGCUUUGCUUGUUAAAGACCAAUGCAAUCCCCUCACAUCUAACUCUAAGAGGUGCCCACCAAAAUGCUGCAGCAUCGUAUUUAUAAACAUUAAUAUUUGUACAUGGCGAUCUGUGUACGCAGAUACAGCUAUUCAGCAGUCAACUCAUUGUUGAUUCAUUCGCACACAUACAUACACACACUUAUGUGCAAGAAUAUAAACAUUUUCUGUCCAUUUAUGAAUUUGUUGAUUUUUCUCAUUGGCACAUUAUUUGGUACGUUUUACAGCGCCUUCUACAAAUCUUAAAAUCCGAAAGUUAGACAUGGAGGCCUGAGGAUCUCGCUGCACAAGUGGAUACACAUUCAAUUCAUGGGCUUGCGAGACAGUUUUUAAAUGCAGUGGUAAAGAGCAAGUUAUAGUGAAACGGAUUCUACCAGAAAUUAUGGAAAUAAUUUUCAGUUCUUAUAAAAACCCUCUGUCUAGGAGACAGCUAUGCUCCCUUUCAUUCGAAUUCGAAGACAAAAAAGAAUUCUUAAAUAAAAUUAUUUAAUGUAUUUCGACGAUUUAAAGGGUUUAUUUCGUUACAGCAUUAUUCGUGCUUCAAGAAACUUCUUGAACCUUCUAUCAGCUGGAGGAAGUGUGGUAGACCCACAGUUAGCGAAUUGAAACAUCAAACUAUGUUUGGUGACCAAAGCAAGCUCUCUGUAUCGGAAGGCUGAUUACUUAUCCCUCGUAAAAUGAUUUCUUUUAAUAAGCCCAGGAUCGCUUCUUGAUUUUGGUGUGGUGGAUGAUUUACCGAAAUCCUUUCUGUUAUGCAAAUAUUUACUGAUUAGAUUAAAGGAAAUGCACAAAUGUUCCGACCGAAGCGAAAUGAGAGCACCUUUAUGUGCAACAUGUCCAAGGUCAAAUGCGAAAUUACUACAAACAAAGCGCUGAAGCAAUUAAGCCGCACAAUUAUACACGCUUUGCACACAGCUACCUGCCUUCGCUCGAUUUUUAUAUAUAUGUGUGUGUGAGUGUGUGGUGUAGUUACAAUUCAAUCGAAAUAGACGCAUUCCCAUAAAUCACCAAUUUCUCAGUGUUUGUUUCAGAACAUUUGUUGUUUUAAUAUAUUUUGUUUCUUUAAAUAUUUUCUAGAUCAUUUGCUCAACCCUUGUACUAACCCAUGCCCACGUUUGAAUCAUUCAACGUCCGCUGAAAAGUGUAGUGAGCAAACCUACAUUCUUUCUCUAUCCUUUGCCUAACCCAAAGAAUAGCCACUAACCCUUUCGGGCACUAAACGCGUUCGGCCUCCCUUCUAAUGACAGCUCCUUAAUUAGUCUGAGGUUAUUAACACAUAAACAUCCACAGAAUGUGCAGAAAGUGUAAACAAUAAAAAAACAAUAAAUUAUCAUAUGAAAAGAGAUAAAUGCGUGGAAUAGCCACCGGUCUAUGCGUGGCCGAGCCGACAGCCGAAACAAUGCAGCAAUGAAGCGGCGGAAAAACCCAAGGCACAGCGGGUACGGAAAACGGUAGCAGUGCUGUGAUGUAAUACUUUCGGAGCAGGAAAUGUCUAUUCGAGUAUUGUAUGGCUCGAUUAUGUUUGUGUGGCUGAGUACAGAAGACUUAAAACACGAACCCGCUGUCUUUCACAAAUAACGCCGUUUCUUCAAUAAUGACCACUUUCUUCAUCUGGCAAACAUAAAGACUCUUUGUUUUGUGUAAUUUGAACUAGAACCCUGCUAAUCGCUAACUGUGUUUCAGUCCAUAUUCAAUUAAAUUCGUAUUUUUAUAAAUUUCGAAACUUAAAUGUUUAAAAGCAGCAACUGCGUACAUAUUUAUGAUAUCUCUAAUGAUAUCGAAAAUAAGGUGAACACCCUGUAUAGCAGCGCUCCAUCGUUCGCCGCUAUUUCCCAUUCAUUUUGUUGCCGCUUGCACACUGUUCCACUGUCUGUUCAGCGUAAAUGUUUAGCCAAUAUUUACCCUCCUCAUCUAUUGUGUAGGGAAACGUCUGUAUGUACGAGUAUGUAUGGCCAGUUUCCACGUAUGAAUACAUUCAUGCGCACGAUUUUAACUAUCGGUGCACGGCGAAAUAUGCAUGCGCUUUGAUUUGUUAUUUGGUUUGCUUAAUGUUACAUACCUGUUGGCUUAUUGUUCACGCUCUGCUUGUGUGCGACCAACUAAAAUAGCCAAGUUGGUAAAAUGGUAAAAUGGCUGCGGUGCAACUCGUGCUCAGUGCGAAUGUAAGGAAAACUAAAACCAUUACUAAUCAUCGUUCAAAGCGAAUGGCCGCCGUCAAUAUGUUUUCUCGGUGACGGCGAGGGCAACGCUUAACUUGGUCUAGAUGUUGGUCUAGAUGUUUGCGCCCAGCGCAGUUUGUGUGUUUAUGGAAAUUUUCGAAGGGUUUUCAAAUGCGUUGACUACGAUCGUUACUGCGAUACAUAAAUACUCGAGCUGCUGUACAUGAUUAUUUAUAAGAAAAUAAUUUGAAAUUACUCAAGUUCUUUGCUUAGAAUUGUGGCAGUUAAUUUGUAUAUAAAUUUUCAUAUAUAAUCAGGAUAUUCGCAGAACCUUUUCAGUGAUGUUUGCUGUUAUAACUUUUUGAAGAGAUCUUGAAUCAAAGAUUAACAUGCAUUGAGAGCUCUAACAAGUGUAUAGAAGAAGAAGCGUUUCCUUUGCCUCGCACUCUUAUGGCUUCGUUGCUCGUGUUUUGACAAUGCUGAACUUUCUCUGUGAUUUUGAUAUAUCGCAGAGUUUUGUACCCACGAUACAUACAUACUUAGAUAUUACCAAACAAAAAUAAAAUUAUAUUUUAGUAAGUAGGUAAUGUACUCUAUUUAUUUCAUUUAUCUGUGUCUGUGUGUAUAUAUAUUCAAUUAUAGUAACAAUCCGUUUAAACCCAACAAUAUACAACAGUAUUUACAAUAAAAAUGCAUCGCCUAUGGAAUGAUAUUUCAAUGCAACUCCUCGCAUAUGGAAAAUCUCUGGCAUAUGUCUAUUGGCCAAAUUAUGUUCCGAUAAAGCAUAAAGCUUAGUUUUUAUCGAUAUUUGCCGUCUGACCCUUUGUGGCGGCACGAUCAAGCCGAGCGUUGGCACAAUGACAAAGCAUUAAAAUUGAUUUGAUAAAAAAAGCUAAAAGCUUAUAACGGUACACAGUUAUGUUUUUUUGGUAUUUGGUAUUUAAUAUGCUCAAGGUACAUAUUUCUAUAUCGCAUUUUAGCAUAUACAUAUUGAUAUGCCUUUUUAAGCAUUUAUAUAUGUAUAUAAGUUUUUUUUUUCCAAAAACUCGGCAGCAACAAAUUUUAUAAUUUUCAAGGAGAUGUCUUCCAUUUAAUUCGCUUCAUCAGGCUUUUAGUAGACAU